AUGCGAUUCUCAAAAACCCUUCAGUCAUCGCCUCACUCAUACCCGAGUCCAAAUGGCGAACUUAUUGCUACACUCCUCCCCUCGAGCAUCGUCGUACGGGCUGUUCAAUCUUUGGGCAUCUCCCGAACCAUCAAGCUACCGCAAGGCCUUGCUGGUGGUGUAACGAGCUUCGCCUGGUCUCCUGCCUCUACGAAGGUUUUGGUUGCAGUCGCUGACUUGGUACACGUCUUCUCGGUCCGAGAGGGUGAUUUCCAUGGAACUGUCAAGAUUCCUUCGUCAACUACCAAGACCACCCUCGUCAGAUUUGGGGCUACUGAUUGCGAAGUCUGCAUUUGGUCGUCUUUCGGCAUCAAGCUAACUCUAGUUAACUUUGCAUCCUCGAGAGCAGUAGAAAUUACCAACCCUAAAUUUUACAAUGCUACUUCUGCAGCAAAUGGGUAUUCAUUUCGUGCGGGCACCUACCACCUUGCAUUACUCACAAGGUCGGCUGGCAAAGACAUGAUUAGUAUACAUUCGCCAGAGACGAGGGAGAUCGAGCGCUCCUGGUACCCAGAUACCAUCGACGCCCAAGGAUUAGCUUGGACCACGGACGGGAAAUGGUUGGCGGUGUGGGAAUCAUCUGCGCAAGCACCAAGGGUCAUUUUUUACACCUCUGAUGGUCACACAUUCAAGGAUUGGCGAGGCCCUCUCAUGCAUGCCCCUCAUGACAUGGAUCUUUUGCAGGACACAGGCAUCAGAACGGUCUCUCUCAGCCCAGAUAAUCGGCAUGCCGCCAUCGCUAACGGCUCUACCUGCAUAUGCAUUUUAUACACCCCAUCCAUGGCUGAAGCAAUGCGGCUCCAUCACCCCCAAGUUAUCCUGCCCAAAGAUACAUUGCAAAUUUGGCAAGAACAAAAUACCUUCCCAAAUACUGGCUCAUUUUCGACACCGACAUUCGUCCGAGCUACCCAAGCAGUGUCUCCCCAGUGGGCAACCCCAAAUAGUCACCAUGACCUAAUAUUUGGGUGCAAUCUUGCCAAAUUUGACAGCUCUUCGUCCCUCCUAGCCACGAGGUUGGAGGAGGCCCCAGGUACGAUCUGGAUCUGGGAUAUCCCCACUUCCGAUCUUCGGGCUGUACUAAUGUUCCAUGCCAACGUGACAAAAUUAGAAUGGCAUCCUGUGCAGCCGGAGCUUCUCCUUUUGAGGUGCGAGGCUGACAGCAGCUAUGGGGGUCUCGUGUUCGUGUGGGAUCCUCUGAGCUGCGGGCCGCGUCCGAUCGAUAUAACGCACCGAUUCUCAGGAACCGUCAGUGGUAAGACAUACGCCACUUGGUUGACAACCACAGAAUCUGCAGCAAUAUUCUUCACUGACAACUCAACCUGCAUGAUUAUAUCACUUGCAGAUACGGAUGGCGAUGUCCUUCCGUGGCAAGAUAGCUCAGUGCCUAUCGAAUCUAUCAGUCACAAUAGUGACUUAGGUACACGUCUAUCAAGGCCUGCGUCGUUUUCUGACAGCGAUGAAAACAGCAUCGAAAUUGACAGCGAUGACUACGCCAGCGGCCCAGACGACACAUUUCAGUUCAGGAAAUUUGUUGGCCGUUAA
Molecule: messenger RNA, 1581 nt
Organism: Hypoxylon fragiforme
Lineage: Eukaryota; Fungi; Ascomycota; Sordariomycetes; Xylariales; Hypoxylaceae
Exons: 3
Coding region: 1-1581 (526 amino acids)
Biological process (GO): microtubule anchoring at mitotic spindle pole body; mitotic sister chromatid segregation; protein localization to mitotic spindle pole body
Cellular component (GO): MWP complex; microtubule organizing center; mitotic spindle
Molecular function (GO): protein binding
Source: RefSeq, a predicted model, not a curated record